AUGGACGUCUCCGCGCGCGUGCUCGUAUUUUUAUUCGUAAUCGCGCUCGUAACUGUCCGCGCUCACAUGUCGCUUCCCUCUCACGAUAACAUCCUUAGAAUACAACUUUGGGAUGCUGAGGGGUUAGUUAGAGAACCGAUAGCCACAGAUGCUCCGAAAAUCGUAAGACAUAAAACAAAAGUUGACUUAUCAUCCUUAUAUGAUGCGAUGAUGGGUGAUGAGUAUGAACACGGUGUAGGGCGGUAUGCAAGACAUAAAGUUAGGCAUAAGAGGCGGAGGCCGCGUCAAAGCGGGACCGAUCUACCCUGGAGGUUCCAUUCUGGGACAAAGGUGAUGAACGUUGCGGUCUACGAUGAUGAUGUGCCAUGGAAUGUGAUAGAGGGAGCUGGUAGCGAGAACUCAAGUGCAGUGAGUGAUACAAGUGCAAGUUACCAAGUGUAUCAUCGUGAUGUGUCGCUGCCGAUGCCGCUUCAACGAGACGAGGUAAAAAUAACACCAUUUUAA
Molecule: messenger RNA, 504 nt
Organism: Pieris macdunnoughi
Lineage: Eukaryota; Metazoa; Arthropoda; Insecta; Lepidoptera; Pieridae
Source: the annotation of a GenBank genome assembly